AUAUACACACGUGUACCAUACACAGUAAAAUAGAAAUACAGGAGCGGUAUUUCACUGAUAUUUAACCGGAAACAUUUAGUGCCGCUGUUGAAUAAAAAUAGUCGUAUUUGUAUCAGGAUCUAAUAGCAGUAGUACUGCAGUAGUACUACUACCGGUACUUCCUCUACUACGCAGUAUUUGCAUGUACUUCGCUGCUAUCCUUCCUGAGUGUGUGGUUACAGUUUUCCGUGAAGUAUAGCUGAACGGCCAGAUAUUUAUUUCCACCCCCAUGCCACCCAAGAGAGACGCAGGAGCGACUCCUUCACAACCCCCAGUAAAGAUGAUAAAAAUCGGCCCUGAUGCUCAGGGGUUUGGUUGUGAAACAGUAGAGGAUAAGUACAGGUUGGCGGAGGGGUCCAGCUACUCCCCCUUUCCCAACAACGAGCAUGAAAACAUUGAAUUUGAAGAAGAAAAUAUUGCAAGCCCAGGCAUCAGAACAGACACCGUCAGCCUCCUCAUGAAAAUAGAGCAACUGCAGGCACAACUCAAGUAUGAACGCAGAUGUAGAAUUUUGGCCGAGAGAGAGCUGAGGGAGCUCAAAGAGAUGAACACUCUCAUGAUGCAGAUGAGGCACACCGCUCAUGAACUGCGAGUCACUCUGGAUCAUGUGAUCCAAGGAGGCGAGGCAGCAGCAGCAGGAUCCAACAUCUCUCAUGAUGAAACCGUCUCUUUCCUGGGAGAGACCGAGGGGGAGAUGAGAGAGGAUCAUGAUAUCCUCCCAGAGGACGAUGUCAACUACCUGUACCUCUCUGAGACUCUUCGAGUACCAAAAACUCUUUAUGAGCGCAUCGCAGAGAUUGGAGACUACAAAAAGUACACGUCGGCUCUGCUGAUGAUACUCUUUGACAGAGAAACACUGGGCACACACUCUCUGCAGGGCCGGAGGAGCGCCUUUACUGGAGAAGAUAGCCACAAACCUCAACUCCCACCUGAGACCUUGACAGGUAUAAUUGAACAUGUGGCACUCAAGUUUGGUGUGGAUAGCAGCCAAAUAAAAACGGCAAUCCGCACGAAGUUGAACAAUGAGGACAAACUAUUAAAGAAGAGGCUGGGCAUAGGUAAAGCUGAAAACAGAGCUUUCAUUGAUCAAAGCUUUUGCCAUGACGCUGCACUUCUGUCUGAAAAUGGAACGAUGACCAACGAUUCUCAGUUGUAACGUUUUGAUUCUGCCUUAAUUGUUGGCCACCCGUAUUUCAUGUUGACAGGUUGACUUUUUAAUCCACCUGUAUAUUUUAUUCAUUAUUGAGUGAUUUUAUUAGUUAGGUCUUUUUUUAAGACUUUUUAGAAUUCUUCCAUUUUUGCAGCUGCUGUUGUCUCUCAUAUGUUCAAAGUGUCAUGUUUAUCUGGUGACCCAACAGCACUGUCACGUGUUAUUGUCAGUGGUUAAAAACAACCAAGUGUUCUUGUUUUAUUUGAGGUAGUAAGUGGCAGUUGUCUAAAUAAUACGUAUGUGAAGUCGGCUCUAUUUAUAAUAGUUAAACUUUCAGUCUGCUGGUUUUGAACGAAAAUCUUUCAAGGUGGUUAUGUUGACCCUGUAGUUCAUGACAAAGUGUGCGUUACACCAGGUGAUACUGUGUGAUACUAGGAUAGUUUUUUGGUAGUUGCAAAAUAUGCUGUAAGUGAUAAAUAAUCGUUACUGCUUCCACACCAUCUAUUUACAUCACUUCUCUGUGUGUUGUGCUUACUUAUGUAAGGGCCAAUAAACUUUCAGAACUGA
This is a messenger RNA of Gymnodraco acuticeps, 1756 nucleotides long. RefSeq lists its product as uncharacterized. Gene Ontology annotation, biological process: positive regulation of neuron differentiation; negative regulation of Notch signaling pathway. The coding region runs from base 269 to 1195 and encodes 308 amino acids. Lineage: Eukaryota; Metazoa; Chordata; Actinopteri; Perciformes; Bathydraconidae. Gene Ontology annotation, molecular function: transcription corepressor activity; DNA binding. The transcript is spliced from 6 exons. The record is from RefSeq and is a predicted model, not a curated record. Gene Ontology annotation, cellular component: nucleus.